CUCCACAUAUAGGGUUCAUUAUACCGGGAUAGUGCUAGGAAUACACACAUGUUGUGGCAGUGCCUCGAUCAGCCUCCGAGAGCCCACUUAAUACAGGGUCUCGCCGAGCGCAGCUCGGGAGAGGGAGCACCCGAUGGCGACAGUCUGCGCGGCGCUCACCUCGUCCGUGAGAGUAGGGUUCACCUCGACGAUGUCCACGGCCACAAGGUUGCCGCUCGGCGCCGGCGCCAAGAUCGCCGACAGCUCGUUUGCUGACAAGGGCAAGCCGACAGAGGUGCGCCUGUCUAACAUGAACGCUGCCAAGGCCGUGUCAGACGCUGUCCGCACGUCGUUGGGACCGAAGGGUAUGGACAAGAUGAUCACCACCUCCACCGGCGAGGUUGUUAUUACAAAUGACGGCGCGACGAUUCUCUCCCACAUGGCAGUGCUGCACCCCGCGGCGCGCAUGCUGGUCGAGCUGUCCAAGGCGCAGGACAUCGAAGCGGGCGAUGGAACGACGAGUGUGGUCGUGCUGGCCGGCAGCAUGCUGUCGCAGGCCGAGAAGCUGUUGUCCCAGGGCAUCCACCCAACAACAAUUGCGCAGUCAUUCCAGGCCGCAGCCUCCAAGGCCGUCGAGUUCCUCGAGCAGAUGAGCACCCCUGUCGACCUGAACGACAAGGAGGCAUUGCUGCGCGCAGCCUCCACCUCGCUCAACUCCAAGGUCGUGUCCCAGUACUCGUCCACUCUUGCCCCCAUCGCCGUCAACGCCGUCCUUAGACUCGUUUCCUCCACCUCGAGCAACGUGGACCUUCGUGACAUCCGCUUGAUCAAAAAGGUCGGCGGAACAAUUGACGACACCGAGCUUGUCGAGGGCCUUGCGCUCAAGCAGCCUGCCAUGGCCAACGCCGGUGGCCCGACACGCAUGGAAAAGGCUAAGAUUGGUCUCAUCCAGUUCCAGCUCUCGAGCCCCAAGCCCGACAUGGACAACCAGAUCGUCGUCAACGACUACCGCCAGAUGGACAAGAUCCUCAAGGAAGAGCGCCAGUACCUGCUCAACCUGUGCAAGAAGAUCAAGAAGACUGGCUGCAACGUGCUGCUCAUCCAGAAGUCGAUCCUGCGCGAUGCUGUCACCGACCUGUCCCUCCACUUCCUUGCCAAGCUCAAGAUCAUGGUUAUCAAGGACAUUGAGCGCGACGAGAUCGAGUUCAUCUCCAAGGCGACUGGUGCCAAGCCCGUCGCCGACAUUGACGCGUUCACUGAGGACAAGCUUGGCUCGGCCGAGCUCGUCGAGGAGGACAACUUGAACGGUGCCAAGGUUGUCAAGGUCACCGGUGUCAAGAACCCCGGCAAGACCGUCUCGAUUGUGUGCACCGGCGCCAACGACCUCGUUCUUGAGGAGAGUGAGCGCUCGCUGCACGACGCUUUGUGUGUGGUUCGCUGCCUUGUGAAGAAGCGCGCACUCAUCAUUGGCGGCGGCGCCCCGGAAAUCCACGUUUCGCGGCUACUCUCGCAAUACGCCGAGACGCUCAGGGGCAAGGAGGCGUACUGCUAUCAGGCGUUUGCGGAGGCGCUCGAGAUUAUCCCGACAACGCUUGCCGAGAACGCGGGCCUGAACCCUAUUGGCAUCGUGACCGAGCUGCGCAACAGGCAUGCCCUGGGCGACAUGAUGGCGGGCAUCAACGUGAAGAAGGGCAUCGUGAGCAACAUCCAGGACCUGGGCGUCGUGCAGCCGCUGUUGGUGUCGACGAGCGCGCUCGAGCUGGCGGCCGAGACCGUGGCGCUCCUGUUGAAGAUUGACGACAUCAUCCUUAGCGUGCGUUAGGUGGUAAUGGUUGGUGAGGGAGGGCAUCGUGGUCGGUAGGGGUUGCGGUGGACAGCCGCGCCCAUUGCGCAUAGAAGACAUGCAUACGUGCACCAUCU
Molecule: messenger RNA, 1899 nt
Organism: Cutaneotrichosporon oleaginosum
Lineage: Eukaryota; Fungi; Basidiomycota; Tremellomycetes; Trichosporonales; Trichosporonaceae
Biological process (GO): protein folding
Cellular component (GO): chaperonin-containing T-complex
Molecular function (GO): ATP-dependent protein folding chaperone; ATP hydrolysis activity; ATP binding
Source: RefSeq, a predicted model, not a curated record